Choloepus didactylus (southern two-toed sloth) is the source of this 2338-nucleotide messenger RNA. RefSeq names its product A disintegrin and metallopeptidase domain 3-like. NCBI's taxonomy places the organism in Eukaryota, Metazoa, Chordata, Mammalia, Pilosa, Megalonychidae. The record is from RefSeq and is a predicted model, not a curated record. Bases 1 to 2211 code for a protein of 736 amino acids. Gene Ontology annotation, biological process: cell adhesion; proteolysis; binding of sperm to zona pellucida. Gene Ontology annotation, molecular function: metalloendopeptidase activity. Gene Ontology annotation, cellular component: plasma membrane. The transcript has 20 exons.
AUGUUCACCUACGUUUUGCUCACCACAGAUCCUCCAACACCACUGUUGCAAAUUACAGUUCCGAGGAAGAUUGAAACUACUGAUGGCGUCGUUUCAGAAAGUCAGGUCACUUAUGUCAUCGAAAUUGAUGGGAAAACAUACACUCUUCAUCUUGAAAAGCAGUCUUUUUUACACCCUCUUUUCUUGGUGUAUUCAUACAACAAAUCAGGAAUAUUGCAUCCCGAUUAUUCAUUUAUUAAGGAGCAUUGCUUUUAUCAAGGAUAUGUUGCAGAGAUUACAAAAUCAGUUGUAACGGUUAGCACCUGUUCUGGACUCAGGGGAAUAUUGCAGUUGGAGAAUGUCAGUUAUGGCAUUGAACCUUUGGAAUCUGCUAUUACAAAUGAGCAUAUGCUUUAUCAAAUAAAGAAUAAUGAAAUUGAUUUUCCCCCUGUACAAGAAAAUUACUCUGUAUCCCAAUUUGAUGAUCAAUCCUACAGAAUUCUUGUGAAAUCAAACAAAAAUUCAGAUAUGGAGCUGUUGAAAAGAAAACUCAAAAUACAAAUCAUUAUGGAUAAAGCCUUGUAUGAUUAUAUGGGCUCUGAGGUGGCAGUUGCAACUGAAAAGGUCGUCCAUGUCUUUAGUCUUCUUAACACUAUGUUUUCCCACUUAAAAAUGACUGUUACCCUAACUUACUUGGAGAUCUGGUCAGAUACAAAUAAGAUUUCAACUGACGGGGAUGCUGACGAUGUACUACAAAGGUUUUUGACAUGGAAACAAAAAUUUUUGAUUCAAAGGCCCUAUGAUAUGGCAUACUUUUUAAUUUAUAGGGACCAUCCUAAUUAUAUGGGAGCAACAUAUCAUGGAAUGGCAUGCAAUCCAAAGUUGGCUGCAGGAAUUGCUCUGUAUGCCAAGUCAGUAACUUUAGAGUCAUUUUCAGUUGUUAUGGCACAGCUGCUUGGAAUUAACCUGGGAUUAACAUAUGAUGAUGUCUACAAUUGUUAUUGUCCAGGAGCUACCUGCAUCAUGAAUCCCGAGGCAAUACGUUCCCGUGGUGUAAAGUUUUUUAGCAGUUGCAGCAUGGAUGGAUUUAAACAUAUGCUGUCACAGCCUGAAUUUGAAUGUCUUCGGAACCAAACAGUUUCAAAAGUGGUUAUUCAAGGAAAACAAAAUUUUGUUUGCGGCAAUGGAAUUUUGGAACAAGCAGAGCAAUGUGACUGUGGUGAGCCAAAGGAUUGUCAGUAUAAAAAAUGCUGUAAUCCUAGAACUUGUACUCUGAUUGGAUUUGCAGAAUGUGGCACUGGACCAUGCUGUGACAAAGAUACCUGUCUGAUAUCUGAAAGAGGAAAAGUAUGUAGGGAAAGAAGAGAUCUGUGUGAUUUUACAGAAUAUUGUAAUGGAAUGGAGGAGAAUUGUGGGGUUGAUAUUGUAUCUGCUGAUUUCGAACCAUGCUAUAAUGAUACUGCUUUUUGCUUUCAAGGACUUUGCCGAAGUACAGAUUUCCAGUGUAAAAGGUUAUUUGGAAAAUUUGCUAGAGGUGCUGAUUAUCUCUGUGCAGAAGAAGUGAAUCUUCAUUCAGAUGAUUUUGGAAACUGUUACCUACAGUGGUGUGAUUAUGAGAAUACCAUUUGUGGAAAAGUAGUUUGUCAUUGGACACAUGCAGAAAGAAUACCACACACUACUUUUGAUGUUCAAUAUACUUACUAUGGAGGCCAUGUGUGUGUGUCUGCAAGUUUCAGAAAUUUUUCAAAGCAGUUGCAUAGUGAUACUUCCUAUGUGGAUAAUGGCACUAAAUGUGAUGAAUAUAAGUUUUGUUAUAAUGCCCGUUGUACAAGCAUGUUUCAACAUCCACUUGUACCAAAUUGUAACUCCAAGCAAAAAUGCAACGGACACGGGGUUUGCAAUAAUCGCUUUCAUUGUCAGUGCGAUGUUGGAUAUGCACCACCAGCUUGUGAGUCAACACCAUCAUCACCAGGAGGAAGUAUAGAUGAUGGGUUUUGGUUAACAACAGAUCAAAGUGCAAUUUUGCUUGAAAGACAACGAAGACGACGACGACGUGCUCACAACAAUGGUCUUUUGAUCAGUUUCUACAUUUUUCUACCUUUCCUCGUUUUAACUGUAGUCAUUGCUCUAAAAUGGAAAAACGUGAAGGGAUUAUGGAAUAGAGUGGAAACAGUAAGUGAAGGAUCUAUCUCAGAAGACAGCAGUAGCAAUAGCAACCUGUCAUACAACUAAAGUAACUAAACCAUGUCAAAAAGCCAUAGGUUGGAGAAAGGAUAUAACCAAGAAAUUCAGCAUUUAACCGGCCUGAUCUAGGAAUGGGAAAUACAGUUUUUCUCUUUGUUAUGGCUUAAGGUUGUCA